AUGUCGGCGCCGCGCUCGUCGGCGCCGCCCAUGGCUCCUCGCCAGCACGCUGCGCCGCAGCAGACGCACGCCGCGCCCCAGGCGCAAGCGCAGCAGGCCCCCGGCCUCUUUGGCCAGAUGGCCUCGACCGCCGCUGGUGUGGCUGUCGGCUCGACUGUGGGCCACGGUAUCAGCAACAUGCUCUUUGGUGGCCACCACGAGGCUGCGCCCGCCGCCGAGGCGCCGCCUGCGCAGGCGUACGACAACGGCGCCUUCUCGCAGCAGCAGCACACCGGCAUUAACUGCGAUGCGCAGAGCAAGGACUUCUUGCAGUGCCUGGAGAAGACCAACGACAUGAACGCCUGCUCGUACUACCUCGAGCAGCUCAAGGCGUGCCAGGCCGCUGCUCGUCCCUACUAA
Malassezia japonica is the source of this 399-nucleotide messenger RNA. RefSeq lists its product as uncharacterized. Gene Ontology annotation, cellular component: mitochondrion; nucleus. NCBI's taxonomy places the organism in Eukaryota, Fungi, Basidiomycota, Malasseziomycetes, Malasseziales, Malasseziaceae. The transcript is spliced from 2 exons. The record is from RefSeq and is a predicted model, not a curated record. Gene Ontology annotation, biological process: mitochondrion organization. The coding region runs from base 1 to 399 and encodes 132 amino acids.